Messenger RNA from Camelina sativa (false flax), 1281 nucleotides. RefSeq lists its product as uncharacterized. NCBI's taxonomy places the organism in Eukaryota, Viridiplantae, Streptophyta, Magnoliopsida, Brassicales, Brassicaceae. The record is from RefSeq and is a predicted model, not a curated record. Gene Ontology annotation, biological process: protein ubiquitination. Gene Ontology annotation, cellular component: cytoplasm. Gene Ontology annotation, molecular function: ubiquitin protein ligase activity.
UUCUACAAACAAAAACAUAAAAAAGAUUGGAAAUAUGACAUCUGCGUAUCGUCCAAGAGUUAUUGUUAAUGGAACAAGAAGAACAAGAAUGUUCCAUUACUUCUAUUGUCGUCAUUGUAGCCGUACCAUUAGGCUGACUAGCUAUGGUCUAUAUGGUCCCUUAUGUCCUUUUUGUUCUAGAGAGAUCAAUCUCCAUGAUGAGCUUGACAUUAUGAGGCCAAGCCGACCUUAUUGGGAUAGCGAUACCGACUGGAUCACGUUUCAUCUUGUCAACCAACCGAGAAGUAACCGGUUCAGUCAUGAUGAUCUAGUUUACAAUACCGACGAGGAAUUCGCUGAUGUGAUGCCCAGCGUACAGAUCGGUCCACCACCUGCCUCGCAAUCCGCCAUCCAGGCUGUGAAAACGGUGAUAAUCACGGAAGAGGAUUUAGCGAAAGAGAAGGUUUGUGCGAUAUGCAAGGAGGAGUUUGAAGUUGGAGAGGAAGGAAAAGAAUUGAAAUGCGUACAUUUAUACCAUGCAAGUUGCAUUGUGUCUUGGUUGAACAUUCACAACACUUGCCCCAUUUGUCGCUUUGAGGUUAACUUAGGUGUUUCCGAAAGUAACCUAGAAGAAGGAGAGUCGUCUCACCACGUUGACUAUGAUCGAACAAAUCGGUUUAGGACUCGGGUAUGUUCUUUGUGGCCUCUCCGAAUGAUGAUUGAUUGGGUACAUAAUCUCAUAGAUAUAAGAAUAACAAACUCUUGACAAAAAAAAAAGUUAAAGAAUUGCAAACAAGAAUGUAGGAAACUAGGAAUAUUGACUACAUAAUUAGGUUAAUAAUGAAAGAGAGGGAAGAGAAAACUAUAUAAAGAGGCAAAGAGGGUAAAAGGCUAGAAGCGGCGUUUAAGGAACAUUUCAUGAAACAAAAAUUUGGCAUUAGCAAGACUAUAUAUGCAUAAUGCAUUAAUAAUUAUAUUUUAUUCAUUUGUAAGUUGUAACAACUGUAGUAAAUAAAAUAUCUUGGUAAUAAACUCAGUUCUCUAGUAGCUAGGGUCCCAUGAUCCCUCAAUCGUCUGAAAUCGCAUUGUCUCUCACCCUUUGUUUGAUUGUUUAUUUCUCUCUCAAGACAGUUUAGUUGGUACCCUCACCAACCCUUCUUAAUUGCAGAUAUCUUUUUUCGUCUGAUUUUGUAAAUUCGGCCGGGUUUGUGACUUUUCGGUUUGACUUUCCAUGAACUUCUCUACUCUUGGUCUACCUUCUCUUAUUCUCAUGCAUUUAAUAGAAAAUCUCUUAUCAAAAGA